Micropterus dolomieu (smallmouth bass) is the source of this 1429-nucleotide messenger RNA. RefSeq names its product frataxin (gene fxn). Gene Ontology annotation, molecular function: ferric iron binding; ferroxidase activity; ferrous iron binding. Gene Ontology annotation, biological process: iron incorporation into metallo-sulfur cluster; intracellular iron ion homeostasis. NCBI's taxonomy places the organism in Eukaryota, Metazoa, Chordata, Actinopteri, Centrarchiformes, Centrarchidae. The transcript has 6 exons. Gene Ontology annotation, cellular component: mitochondrion. The record is from RefSeq and is a predicted model, not a curated record. The coding region runs from base 27 to 707 and encodes 226 amino acids.
CCUUUCAAGUCGGUUUGCGACAAUGAAUGCUAAACACAGAGAAGGAGGAGAAGAAGAAGACAGACGUAGCGGAAGAAGACGCAGGGCCGCUCCGCGCCAGUACAGUCUAUGGUCACACCAUGCUCCUCUUCUCUAGAACAGCGGCUUUCUGUCCGCACAUGUGUCACCUUGCGAACACACAGCUCAACAUGGCGACGGCGCGGACAGUCCGGACUCUCUCCAACCAGCUCAGAAGCUUGUCCCACCUGACGGGGGUCCGUCCCUUCUCUCAGCCUCCAAACAAAUGGUUUGAGAGCAGAGCCGAUGGAGAUAGGUGGAGGAAGAACAUCCAUCUGACAUCAGCCAGGCUGAAGAAAGCCAGCCCUGUGCAGAUAAGGGAGCUGUCGGAAGCAGAGUAUGAGAAGCUGGCAGACGAGACUUUGGAUGCUCUGGCGGAAUAUUUUGAAGACCUGACAGAUGAAGCUUUCACUGGAGCCGACUACGAUGUUGUCUUCUCUAGCGGUGUGUUGACAGUGAAGGUGGGCAGGGACCACGGCACCUACGUCAUCAACAAACAGACUCCAAACAAGCAGAUCUGGCUUUCUUCGCCCACAAGUACUACGAUGGUGGUUCACUUCUUACUGGGGUACAUCGCCAUGGUAAGUGAUGCUGAACGGCUAACCUGCUCCGGUGCAGGUUAUGUUCGAGAUAAGAGAUCAACGCUGUAAAAGACCUGACCAAUCAGCUCUCUUGGAAAAUGACAUCACCAUCCGUAGGAGAUCCCACACACUGUUUUCUGCUUUGUCUGUGAUGCAGAGAUGCUUUGUACACCAACAUCAUCCUACAAAGACUAAGUGAGGCUCUGAAGCCUCGUGCUGGUUGUAAUCUAACAGUAAGGUUUUUAGAAUUUUAUUUGCUCCAGAGUUCAUUUCACACAGCCUGUCACAGCUGUUAAAAAUGGUUUAAUUAUUAUUUUUAUGUGAGGCUGAACAUUAUCAGCAUAUAUUUUGGUGUUCAAGUUCAGUUUAAUAUGAAUUAGUUCAUUAUAACUUUAGGUUGCUUUGUUCCUUAUAUUACAGAGUCCGGUCAUGUAGUGCCCACCUUUUGUUAUCUAGGCAGGUGAUGAGGUGAGUUCUCAGUAAAUGUUGAAUUGAAGCCGGGGUUGAGAUUCAGGCUUUGACCGCGAUUCUAACGACUGUAACUACAGACAAGUGGCUCGCAGGUAUAUUUAGAAUACGUUAAACAUUAUAGUGUAACCGCUUGUUAACAUUAGCACUCUUCCACUGAUAAACAUGGCAUAAGCUUUGUGGGGGAAAUCUAAUUUAGCUAUGGGCAGUGUUAGCUGCUGUAAGUGUUGUUAAGAAUAUUUAGAAUAGAUGAAGUAGGGAGAAAUGAGAGGACUGUUCACUAGAACUGCUACACUGUUUCAGAAAUAAAUACAAUCAAGUCU